GAUACACCCUCGAAAAUUAUACUUAUUAGCACCAUUAGCCUCGCGGUCUCUCAUCUCGCGCGGUCUGCGGAGUUCUCAAAUUGAUUUUCACCCGCUACGUUGCUCGUCUAGUUUCUCUCGAGUUCCCUCAUUUUCAUCUUCGACUUACUCUGCGCCUAAAUUCGCGGGGGGUAUACGGUGACUAUCGGCAUAUCCUUUUUGCGACCGGUAUUGCCCACCGGUGAUUCUGAGUCAUCGUCAGCAGGAAUAUAAAUCGGUACAUAAAGUUCCUCCGAUUAAUCAUCGUUUCGCACCGAUCGAUUCCACGACAAAUUCAUCAGCCGCCUUAUACAUCGACUCCGAUGUAAUAACUAUUUCCGCAUCGAAGUUAUUCAGGGUGUAUAUAAUAUACUAUAUACGUAUAGGUACGCCGGGAGCUGGCACCGUGAAUAAUCAUUUGUGGCCCGCAACUAAUGGUGUUUCGCUCGCUCGCUCGCAUUCAAUUGACAUAAUAAAUUUUAAUUGCACGGUUUCUAAAAUCCUACCCACGAAUAUGGAUUCAAUCGGACCACCCAAGUCACCGCCGUUCGAGUCGGUCGCACGUGGCUCUUACUGGAAAAUUUAUCAUCAUAAUAAUCGACAGACGGAGCUCCUCGUUCGCCGUGUGAUGUCGACGGGCUCGAAAUGAUCGUUUGAAAACGGCAUGAGGUCCCCGCACCGUCGCAAUUUCUCCAUCCCCGUUUCGAGCGCGUCUAUUUCACUCUCGUCGCAUCCGUCGAGCAUCCGUGCAGCGUCGUCAACUCUGGCCGGGAGAUUCGCCGGGAGCUUCGGAGAAUUUCGAGGCGUCCGGGGUGCCCGGGUGGCGAUGCGAUGAGCCCGACGACCUGCGGGCAGGUCGUCACCCGACACCCCCGAACGUCGCCGCGACCCGAUCGCGAUCAGCGGCUGAAACCUGUCAGAGAACCAACGAGGAACCGACACCCUCUGCGGGGUCUCCGUUUUCGCGGGCCAUGGAACACGAGGUGCGCAACGGGAACGUCGGUGACACCGAGGCCGAUACGCCUGCCGUUACUUUCGUUUACUUCAACGUCGGGGAACGCCGGGAAGCCACCUGCUUCAGAGCUGACCAAGUCACGCACAAGGAGAUCAAAGAGCUCUUUCGAAGCGCGGCGGAAGCCGGCCCUCUCGACAUCGUGAAGCUCCGGCAGGGUGAUAAACUGUUGAACAUAUCGCCCCAUCUGCCCUCGAACACCCCCGAGACACCGUACUCGUUGCAGGUGGUCGGGGCUCAUCCGGGCAGCACGGGGAUGCUCGAGGCGGACCUGCUUCGCGCCCUGGAGCGCCGAGUUUCAGCGUUGGAACGGGAACUACGGGAACACCAAGAAGUCACCGUUGCGACGCCCUUUCUGCCCCUCAGGGAGCUCAAACGACAGGUUGACGCUUUCAGGAAAAAGCUCGAGACCACGGAGCACCUCAGCUGGCUGGGGUUCUACAAGCAGCUUCCGGAACCGAUUUCGACCGAGGCCUGCCGGAGACUGCAGUACCGCAGGAAAAGUGACUCGGUCAAGCGAAUGGUCCGCGAAAAAUUCCUCAACAUUUGCGACGUCUCCGUAUCGUCGAGCGUACGUCAGUGGCUUCGCUCUCCUGCCUUCGACGCGCGGCAGUGGGAAGACGAGGAGCUUUUACUGAUGCUGCAAGCGAUGUUCAUGGAGCUAGACCUCUUGGAGAAAUUUUCAAUACCCCUGUCAACGCUACGGAAUUUCCUCUACGAAGUAUACAACAACUACAACGAGGUUCCUUUUCACAACUUCAGGCACUGCUUCUGCGUAGCUCAAAUGAUGUACGCGAUCGUGUGGGCGGCUGAUCUACCCUCUAAAAUCGGUCACCUCGAAGUCUUCGUGCUCCUCGUGUCCUGCAUCUGCCACGACCUCGACCACCCCGGUUUCAACAACAUCUAUCAGAUAAACGCUCGCACCGAGCUGGCGCUGCGUUACAACGAUAUCUCACCCCUGGAGAAUCACCACUGCUCGGUGGCUUUCAGGGUACUCGAGUCGCCGGAGUGCAACAUCCUCGCCUCCCUCGACGCCGCGACCUUCAGGACCGUCAGGGAGGGUAUAAUCAGAUGCAUACUCGCCACCGACAUGGCCAGACACAACGAGAUACUCGGACAAUUCACGGAGACCACGCCAGAAUUUGACUACUCGAACAAAUCGCACACGAAUUUGUUGACCAUGGUUCUCAUCAAGGUAGCAGACAUCAGUAACGAAGCGAGGCCAAUGGACGUUGCUGAGCCCUGGCUCGACAGACUCCUACAAGAAUUCUUCAAGCAGAGCGACGCGGAAAAGCUCGAGGGCCUUCCCGUCACGCCUUUUAUGGACCGGGACAAGGUCACGAAACCCUCUUCGCAGUGCAGCUUUAUCGGGCUCGUUUUGCUCCCUCUGUUCGAAGCUCUCGGCGAACUCUUACCGGAGUUGCAGGAAUUCAUCGUACGCCCCGUCCGCGACGCCCUCGAGUACUACCGUCGUUUGAACGAAGCGGCCAAAGACGAACGCCUCCACCGCAAGAGUAUAGUGGACCUCGGCGAGUCGAACACUACCUCGAUAUCGACGUACGUCGUGAAGUCGAUGUCGACGCAGAGCGUGCGUUCGAAGAGAUCGGGGGGGUGCGCCGUCAGAUCGCGAUCGAGAUCGAUCGAGGAUUCGGUGGAGAAUCUGACGAUUGAGGAGGUCGACACGGUGGACAGUUCGGACCCGGAGACCGCGACGGAGGUCGAAGUCAGCGAGAAGACACUGAAAUUCAAGAUAUCCACCGAGGGUAGCACCGCGGGGAGGAAAAGUUAUCCCGGGAGCCGGAAGGGCAGCAGAGAGAAGAGCACGCUCGAUUACCACCACCACGACCUGGCGAGGGCCAUGCGGGAGCACGAUCCCGACAGGGAGCGGCGAAGAAGCAGAGGCGAGAAUCUCAGUAGCGACAUGAGCUCACCGGUGAGCGCGAGGUCGGGCGACGAUUCGAGGAUCCUCGAGGAACUGGAAAGAGACGAAGUGGUCAUCGAGGUGCACCAGAGGGUCGAGGGGGCCGAGAACGGUAACGGCAACUACAACGCGAUCCUCGACGAAGAACUGAGGACGAGGUGCAGCUGCUCGUGCAUCGAUCACCAGGAGCGGGACAAAACGACGCCGAAUAGUCACAAGUCGUUGUUGUCGAGGCUGAGGACUUUUACGGACAGAUUGAGCAUCAGCUUCGAUUCAAGGGAGUCGCCCGCGAUCAAGUCGCAAACCGCCAAGACCGCCGGUAAAUGCCUGAGCAAGAGCAACUCGAUAACGGGAUCGAGUUCGGCGCGACACGUUCCAGUCCACUGUAAAAGUUGCAACCUUGCCAAGACGAAACAGGUCCUCGUCGAGGAAGUCUCUGAGCCUGCGAGAGAAUCGAAAAAUUGCGGAAACACCAACGACAGGAUCGCGACACCGAAUAUACAAAUUUCAUGGGCGGAGAAGCGUGCGACGACGCUUCCCAAAACGAGGAAGUCUCAGGAUGGUAAAAGUAGGGGCUGGAAGACCGUGUUCGCCAAGGAAAAGCGGCCGUCCGUUUCUCUCGAAGCUAUACCGGCUACGGACGACGACGUCGCGGUGAUAAAGCACAAGCGAAACUCUUCGAAUCCGGAGGGAAAGCUCGCUACUGUAAAUACGACGCGGGAUACGACGGUGAACGUCAGUCCGGAAAAGGAAUUGAGGUCCCUCGGAUGCACGGCGGAAUUCAAGGGAACCAAAAAAGCGCGGACGAAACCCGAGAUAGUCCUGAACCCGAGUACCAGUAGCAAUGCUCUGGACAAGGAAAUCGGCAAAGUUGAGAUCAGGAGGAGCUCGGCGAGCAUGGAGGACAUCACAAAGAUCACGAAUCAAAGCGAGAGUCUUUUUCUCGGCUCACAAAACGACAAAGACACCGAGGAGCUCCAGCACACUGGAAGCCUGGACUCGAUGCUUCACAAAGAGGCGGAAAAGGUCUGCAAAAAGUCACUGGUCUUCUCGUCACCCGGAGCUUCGAAGAAAUACAGCGCAGGGAUUUUCUCGAGGUUUAAAUCGGGGAUGAGCAUCGACAGCGCGAGAAGCAGCAGCGGACCGCUGAACGAGCAACAGCAGCAACAACAGCAGCAACAGCAGCAACAGCAACAACAACAACAACAACAACAGCAGCAACUUCAAGGAGGUUGGAUAUCUUCUCUGGCUGCAAGCUUCAGACCGAAGAGGCAAACGAGCGAAGUUCAAUUUUCGCCGCAACGUUCGCAGUACCCGAAUCACGAUGGGUUCAAGUGAUGUUCGGAUUGUAUAUAAAAUGAAUGAAAAUAAAAGACGAGCCGAUGGCGACGAACUCAAGAAAGACGAAAUUCUUCGUACUACUUCUGAUACCAGAAAUCAGGACGAAGGGAAAAAAUCUACUACCUCUUUGUUUUUCUCAGUUACCAGAGAAAUAGGUGAAGACUAAACGCGUGCUCGGUAUCAAAGUUGAACGGUCGACUUUCGACUCGGGUCAGUUGGGUGUCAGAUUAUAUCUGCAGUAUAUUCAGGUCUGCGGCAGUUCCACCCUGAAGAAAAGGGGGAAAAUUUUAAUAAAGUGCACAAGAGUAAGGAAAAGGAAUAGAAGAAGAAGGGAAAGUUGGAGAGGAGAAAAUCGGGGGCUUAUACUUUCCUCGAACCUCUGGCUAUACCAAAAUAUUAGUCUUUGCCCGUAUUCGAUGCUACCCGCGUACGUCGGCCGACAAAAUUCUAAGAAAUAUAGAUGAUUUUAUUUAUUGUUUGAAAGGAGAAAAAAAAACCAUCAACAGCUAGCCUAAUGAUUAACAAUUAUUAAUGUUAUUCGUUAUAUAUGUAUAUUGAAUAUAAUAUAUGUAAUGUAUGGGUACAUAGGAUAUCCAUGGAAUCAUUCACACAUUUUACAGCUAAUUCACUGUAUUAUGUAUAUCUGUAUAUACAUACAUAUUAUUCCUCAAGAAAUUGAAUAAUGUGGCGAUAUCGGCGAUAUUAUACCUACACAUUAUCAUGUCGCCAAAAACUUGGCGAUAAUUGAAUAAUUUCCGACGAAGAAUUACACUAAUUGUAAAAUCUCUGUACGCAUAUCAUGCCAUUCGAUACUUUAUCGUGGAAUUGUAAAAAUUUGUACUCUGUACGAGAAUUGAAAUACGAUAUACAUGUAACUUAUGCGUAGGGAGGGACCUACCGACACCGCAAUCGGGGUACCUGCAUAUCUGUAACGAUACGUCACUGUGCAACAACAAUUUCGAACCUAAAUAUCAAAAACGGACGCGUCCGUUCGAGAUGCUGAGUUGAAAUUUAUAUACAUAUAUAUUCAAAUCUGAUACGUAUAUUACGUGCACACCGGAGAUCCAUAAUUUUUCUUUCCCACUCUCUCUCUCUCUCUCUCUCUCUCGCCUUCUCUCCCCGUUUCUUCCCCUUCUCUCUCUCUCUUUUUUUCUUUCUAUCCACAUUUAUAUUUUUAUACCGUGUAUAUCGAUAUGAUGUGUACCUUGUACGACGAU
Messenger RNA from Athalia rosae (coleseed sawfly), 5509 nucleotides. RefSeq lists its product as uncharacterized. Lineage: Eukaryota; Metazoa; Arthropoda; Insecta; Hymenoptera; Athaliidae. The record is from RefSeq and is a predicted model, not a curated record. Gene Ontology annotation, biological process: cGMP catabolic process. The transcript has 10 exons. Bases 990 to 4289 code for a protein of 1099 amino acids. Gene Ontology annotation, molecular function: 3',5'-cyclic-GMP phosphodiesterase activity.